AUUUAUAGGGUUCACAUACGAAUGGAUGAUUUGCUAACUGCAGCGAUAUGUGAAGCUGGUUUAGAAGAAUUUUUGUUGGCACCGGAAAUCACUGGUGAGGAAGUGGAAAAGACAUCCGGAAAUGAUGUGUCAAUUCGGCAAGUUCAUACCGAUGAUCAAGCGAAUUCUUUGGCGGAAUUUUCAUCUGAAAAAGGAAAAGCCGAAUCAAAAGAUAGGAAACAACAUAUAGAAAUAUUAAGUGAUGGUUGUUUAACUCUACCUUCAUGUUCACAUACCGAUUCUGGAAGCAACUCUCGGUCGGAUACGCCGUGUGUUGAUGAUCCCUCAAAUAGCAUCACCGAAAAUGCAUCCCCAGCAGCCAUCCAACAACAGUUGGUUGAAGUCAUUGGAACGGUUGAAUUACCGAGUGAUAUGAGUUUUGGCAAUGUUAAACGGACAAUUUUAUCACAACCUGGAAGUACCGGCAAGUUACCGGAUGGUGGAAGCAACGUGUUCCGUUUACGACGCCCAGUUACAUCAACACAGCAGCGAUUGCAGCCAAACAAUGUGACGCCAGUCAGGAACGUAGGAACAGCGCGACCGACAGUAAAAGUAUCACAUGAAAUGCGUCGAGCCGUCAGUGAAAUUAGCGAUGACAAUGAUGUUGAAAUUAUCGGGGGAGCAUCGUGCAUGGGUGGUGCGUCUUGGAACUUACCACGUCGCGUGGUAGUCAUGCAGCAACGUCCCAAAAAUGGUGUGAUUUACGUUCGUCAACGUAACUGGGACAUUAUACCACGGCGUAUUGCACCUACGCGUACAGUCUUGAGCCGAAAUGGUAAUGGAACAUUUGCUCUACGUGGUAGUCGCAUAAUUCGCCCAGUUUUCCGAUCAGAUCGAUCAACUCCUGUAUUCUUGCAACGAAGCAGUACACCAUCGGGAUGCAUUGAAAGAGAUCCAGUGAACGUUUUGCAAGAAACGGGGCAUCAGUAUUUGCCUUCAGCGGCAUUACGACCAAACAGCAUAUCUGCAUCAAACACACAACCAAGGAUUAUACGGAAUUCAGUUUUACGCCGAACAUCUCCAGUGACUGUGCAAGGUUCUCGUCCCACUGCAGCAACAACCCGUGUGGUACCAAAUCUACAGAGGGCUCGAAGCCAUUUAGCUGGUUCUAUUGCUACUAUGAAACCUAAUGCAUCCGAUGCAUCAAAAAAUAAUUGUAAUAAUGAAAAACGACAAUUCGAUGCAACCAGUCGGAUACGUGUGCUUGGAAAUUCGAUUGAACCAAGGCUACCUGUGGGUGAAGUUUUGCGACGUAUUCGGGUAACUGAGCAAAAGCCAUCACAUGCUGAUGAAUGCCGUGGAAGGACUGCAGGUGGUAGCGGGACAUCGAAAGAUGAAGUGUUCUUUGAUAACUCACGCACUAAUGAACGUAAACUCUUGAAUCAUGUGCUGGAACAGAAAGAAAGGAAGUCAUCCGUGAGGAAUGAAAUGGAAACAGCCAUGCAGUACCGUAUUAAUCAAAAUGAUCAGGAUAUUGAUGAUGAGGAGGAGAAUUUGGGUUACGCAGAAACAUAUGCAGAUUACCGUCCAACGAAGCUUCGUUCCGGUUUAUCACAUCCGGAUAGUGUUAUCGAAACUGCAUCUUUGAGCAGUGUUGCGCCACCAGAUAUACGCUAUAAUUUGACUAUUCCGGAAGAGAUCAUCGAUACAGGUGCGAUUUCAGCAGUACAACUAGAAGCAGUAGUAUAUGCUUGUCAAGCGCAUGAGAUGCGUCUUCCGUCGAAUGAACGUGUUGGCUAUUUGAUUGGUGAUGGAGCUGGUGUGGGUAAAGGAAGAACGAUUGCUUGCAUCAUCUUUGAAAAUUACCUCUUAGGACGCAAACGAUCUAUUUGGCUCAGUGUUUCGGCUGAUUUACGAUACGAUGCCGAACGUGAUUUGAGAGAUAUCGGUGCUAAAAACAUCAAGGUUUACGCAUUAAAUAAAUUCAAGUACUCCAAAAUUGGUGGAAAGGAAAAUGAUGUCAAGAAAGGUUGCAUUUUUGCAACGUAUUCAUCACUCAUUGGUGAAUGUCGUUCAUCAAAAGGUAAAUACCGAACAAGGCUUAAACAACUAAUCCAGUGGUUUGGUCAGGAUUACGACGGUGUUAUCGUGCUUGAUGAAUGCCAUCGUGCCAAGAAUUUGGUUCCAACAUCUGGUUCGAAACCGACGAAAACAGGUAGAAGUGUUAUGGAACUGCAGAAAGCCUUACCAAAUGCCCGAAUUGUUUAUGCUUCAGCUACUGGUGCAACAGAGCCUCGAAACAUGGCAUAUAUGACACGUAUAGGGUUGUGGGGACAGGGACAAGCAUUUCGAGAAUUCAGUGAUUUCAUUAAUGCUGUCGAAAAACGAGGCGUUGGAGCUAUGGAAGUAGUUGCAAUGGAUAUGAAGCAGCGUGGCCUUUAUCUGGCGCGACAGCUUUCUUUUCGCGGUGUUAGCUUUCGGGUUGAAGAAGUGCCGUUGUCGGCAGAUUUCAUCGAAGUAUAUGAUGCAUCGGUUAAAAUAUGGCUUGAAUGUCGAAGACAAUUUCAGGCUGCUCUUUCUCGUCACUGUGUUGGUCGAGCGCAGAUAAAACUAAUUUGGGGACAGUUUUGGGCGGCACAUCAAAGAUUUUUCAAAUAUAUAUGUAUUGGUGCAAAGGUAAAAUCAUGUGUCAAGAUAGUGCGUGAUGCAAUAAAAGCCAAUAAAUGCGUUGUGAUUGGUUUACAAACUACCGGUGAAUCGAAAACACUGGAAGCACUUGACGAUGCUGGUGGCGAAUUGACGGAUUUCGUAUCUACUGCCAAAGCGGUGUUGGCGAGGCUUAUAGAAAAACAUUUCCCAACGGAAAAUGCGAAUUCUUCAAUGGAUGUAUAUACCAAUUUCGACAAAUUGUGCAAUGAAUUAGACCGCCCAGCUAAACGCAAAUUGGAAAAAUUGGGAUCUGUGAAUUUAUCAGCCUUUGGUUUACCUGCAAAACGAAUGAAACAAAGUUCCGCAGAACAAACAGAUGAGGAAGAACAGGCUGAUUCGGAUGGUACCGAAUCAUCAGCUCUAGAAGAUAGUUCGCUAUCAACGGAAAAGGAAGAAGAAUCAUCUAGUGAAGAGGGAGAGCCAUCAAAUGGAGCCAUCCAAGGUGACGAAGAUACCUGGUUGCAAAGAUUAUUGGAUGAGGCAAAAAGUUCAGAUGAGGAAUCAGCUGAAGGAAAAAGUGGCAGUGAAAAGGAAAAAGAAAAAAGUGAUGAGGAGGAAUUGAAUCCAUUUACUUGUGAUUUGGCUAGAGCAAGUUAUCUCGGACUCACCGAAGAAAAAAAAAUUAAGAAAAAGAAGUUGAAAAAAAAGCAGAAGAAAUCCACGACUAGUAAGAUCGAUUCUACAGCAAUGCGUAGUACUGCCGAUGUUUUCAUGUCAUCAUCGCGUCUGGUAAGCGAUGAGGAUCUUACGCUUGGUGAAACUUCACUAAUCAAAGCAGAGCUGCUAGCUGCUGUAGAGCGUCUAAGUCCCCGACUGCCACCAAAUACACUUGAUCAGUUGAUCGACGAAUUGGGUGGUCCUGAUUAUGUUGCUGAGAUGACGGGUCGUAAAGGUCGUGUUGUAUGCCGUGAAGAUGGAGAUGUUGAAUAUGAACUUCGACAUGCGGGGGCAGAUGUGCCGCUUGAAUUAAUGAAUAUGGAUGAAAAAGAUAAAUUUAUGAAAGGCGAAAAAUUAGUUGCUGUAAUUUCAGAGGCAGCAUCUUCCGGUAUCUCAUUGCAAUCAGAUCGAAGAGCUGCAAAUCGUCGACGUCGCGUACAUAUCACGUUGGAAUUACCUUGGUCAGCGGACAAAGCUAUUCAACAAUUUGGGCGUACACAUCGUUCAAAUCAAGUGAGUGCACCGGAAUAUAUAUUCUUAAUAUCCGAACUUGCUGGUGAAAAAAGGUUUGCAUCAAUUGUUGCGAAACGGUUGGAAUCUCUCGGAGCGUUAACGCAUGGUGAUCGUCGUGCAACAGAAUCACGUGAUCUAAGUCAGUUUAAUUUGGAUACGAGGUAUGGUCGAGCGGCUUUAGAUGUAUUAUUGCGAACGGUUACUGGAUUGCUCGACCCCCCGCUUAUACCACCACCGAAGGAUUAUAAGCCUGGAAACUUCAUCACUGAUAUGCAGUGUUAUAUGGAAGGUGUUGGUUUGCUGUCACUGGAUAAUGGUGUAUAUACAAUUGAAAAAGAAUCUGCAACCAUACCGAAAUUUCUGAAUCGUCUUCUUGGCUUACCAGUGCACGCACAAAACGCACUUUUCCAGUACUUUUCCGAUAUCGUUGCUGAAUUGGUUGCACAGGCAAAGCAUGAUGGGACAUAUGAUAUGGGUAUUAUGGACCUUGGAAUGGGUGGUGAUGAAGCACGUAAAUUGGAAACUCGUAUAUUCAUGGGACACUAUGAAAGUGGAUUUUUCCGAGUCGAGAUUCACAAAAUUGGUGUGGAACGCGGUGUAAGUUGGGAGGAUGCUUAUGCAAUUUGGAAAGAUCAUCAUGAAGAUCAGGAUGGAUUUUAUCUGGCAUCAGUUGGUAAUAAUGGGAAGAAGACUGCAGCUCUUGUUUAUGGUAUCGGCAAGAAACGUUUGGAUACGGGUGCGCGCCUUUUCUGCAUAACACGACCAAGCACAGGUCGAAGUGCAAAACUGGAAACAAUCGAUGAGCUAACAAAACGUUUUUAUCUUGCUACUCCGGAAGAAACUGAACAAGUUUGGAAAGAUCUGUUUGAAGGUUCAAACAAGACCUGUCAGCAUAAUUAUUUUCAUGGCCGUUGCCGGAACGAAGCGAUGGGUGUAUACUGUGAAACCGGACGACGGACUCGGACUUACUUUGUUCUUUCUGGUUCGGUGCUCUCGGUAUGGCCGAUCGUCGAAGAAGUAUUGUCCGGUGGUAUGUCGACUCGAGAAAUCAAACGAUCACAGCGGAUGCAGAUAAUUCGUGUCAGAACACCUCAAGAUCAUAAAAUUGUUGGGUUAUUAGUUCUGCCACAAUAUGUACGAACACUAGUUGCGCGUUUCGAGAAACACUGUGGUGGUUGUGUGGAAUCGAAAUCAACAAAUACUUUAAACUAA
Loa loa (African eye worm) is the source of this 5070-nucleotide messenger RNA. RefSeq lists its product as hypothetical. The transcript has 28 exons. Gene Ontology annotation, molecular function: chromatin DNA binding; histone binding. The record is from RefSeq and is a predicted model, not a curated record. Gene Ontology annotation, biological process: regulation of DNA-templated transcription. Gene Ontology annotation, cellular component: nucleus. Lineage: Eukaryota; Metazoa; Nematoda; Chromadorea; Rhabditida; Onchocercidae. The coding region runs from base 22 to 5070 and encodes 1682 amino acids.